AAUGCCAUCUGCAAAGUCGAAGAAAGCGCGCAUCGUCACGCCGACAAGUCGGACUUUGCAUGAAUUCUUUACUGCCAAACCAAUCUCGUCAACCCCAUCCAAGCCACAAGCCAAUUUUUUAUCUAAAACUGCUAAAUCUAGUCCCUGCUCUCGAGACUUAUCUCAGCAAGAGAUCAUUGUGAUAGACUCUGACUCCGACGACGAACCAGAGGUCCUCGAUACAAAAACCCCUCUCAAGCGUCGCAAGCUCAGCCCGAAGAACGCUGACAACUCCUUCAACAGAAAACUUGGACAACCUUCGAAGUUAAGACCUCUUGAACGCAUCCCCAGUCCAUCAGCGACGAAAGAGAAUUCUGGGCCCGGCUCUUACGAAGGCGGUUCAUUCCAUGUUUUCAAGAAAGAGGAUGUAGCCUCGUUUGGAGAGCCAAUUCUUCUGCGCUCUGCUGACGCCAAGAUCGCGAUUGCACACAAUACGCCAGCUUCAAUGUUCGGAAAACCCCUUCUCAUGUCCGCCUUCCGUGAUACAGAAUCUGAGGCAAAAGCCCCUCUUUCCAGAAUGUCUGUCGUCGAAGACACGCAGGUCGUGAAGAAAGACGUAAUCGUGGACAUUAAUCUUACGUUGGACAACUGGGAGAAUGGUGAUGAUGAAAUGUCCUACGAAUCUCUCAACCAGGUAGACGAAGAUGGCACAGAAGCAGCUUGCCUUUUGUCUGCCAUUGAAGUAGGGUCUUCCAGUGACACUAAAAACGUCGUCCACCUCAAGGAUUUGGUCGAACAUGAUUGGGUCAUGGAAAUACCUGACGAUACUCAAAUACCUGAGACAUUAGGGGUGCUAGAGUCAGCCAAAGUAUUUCCUGGCCCUCCUUCAACUGAUAUAUCGGACCAAACCAGUUGUGAUGUGAAAACUAAGAUAAGUGGGAGUAAUGCGUUUUCUUUCUUGAUGUCUUCAUUCAAAGAGAACGCGGAAUGGAAAGAAGCUUCACUCGCAGAAGACAAAUCGUUUCGACCAGUCAAAGCCAAUGGCGACCGUCGGAAAGCUCCAUUUUACAAGGUCCUACAAGGAAUGCCUAUCGCCGUGGACGCGUUUAGAUAUGGGGCGAUACCAGGAGUGACAGCAUAUUUCUUAAGGCAUGCUCAUUCCGACCACUAUACGAACCUAUCCUCGAAUUGGAAGAACGGUCCAAUUUAUUGUUCAGAAGGCACCGCGAAUCUGAUUGUACAUAUGCUCUCUGUUGACCGUAAAUGGGUGCACCCUCUGCCCAUGGACACCCCUACGCUCAUUCCCAACACGAAUGGCGUAACUGUUACACUUAUAGAGGCCAAUCACUGCCCUGGGUCCUGUCUCUUCUUAUUCGAAGGCCCUCAAACUGUCAACGCAGGAGAUAGCGCUUUCAAGUCCUCGUUCGUAGGUUCCUCCAAGACUUUCCGGUAUCUUCAUUGUGGCGACUUCCGCGCUUCUCCUCGGCACAUUCUGCACCCCGCAGUUCGUGGCAAAACCAUAGACCAUGUUUACCUUGAUACAACGUAUCUUGACCCCAAGUACACCUUCCCACCGCAGCCUCUCGUUAUAUCAGCAUGUGCAGAACUCGUGAAGAAAAUAACGAACGGCCAAGCCUUAGACAGGGCUUCGAGUAUGCUGUCAUGGGUAACGAGCUCCAAGGGCAAAGGCAAGCAGAAGGAGACAUCUAAACUUUUGGUUGUUGUUGGCACGUAUUCUAUCGGAAAAGAACGGAUCGUUAAAGCAAUCGCCCAUGCUCUCAAUAGCAUGGUUUAUUGUGACUCGAAGAAAACUGCUAUUCUGAGAUGCCAGGCAGACCCAGAGUUGGAUGCCCUGUUAACUACCGAUCCCUUGGAGGCCACCGUUCACCUGGUACCGUUAGCCACGAUUGCGACAGAUCACCUACGGGGAUAUCUGGAUCGCUUCCAAGGAUUUUUUGACCGGGUUAUCGGGUUCAGACCCACUGGUUGGAGAUACACGCCUGCGGCGGGUAGCGACCAGUUUCCCUCUAUACCUGCCGUCAUUUCCAAGUCCUCUCAGCAGAACUUUACGUGGGCGGAUCUCAAGCUGUCGGCGAAGUCAACAGCGUCGCUACAGCUAUAUCCAGUUCCUUAUUCCGAGCAUUCCUCAUUUUUUGAGUUGACGUGCUUUGCAAUGUCCUUCAGCUGGGUGAAGAUGAUCGCCACAGUCAACGUGGGGAGUGAAUCAAGCAGAGGUAAAAUGGCCAAAUGGGUGGCCAAAUGGGAGUCAGAGAGAAGGAAGAGAGGAAAGGACACCAUUGUACCCCAUCGCCAUCCAGACUACUGGUG
Cyclocybe aegerita is the source of this 2307-nucleotide messenger RNA. Lineage: Eukaryota; Fungi; Basidiomycota; Agaricomycetes; Agaricales; Hemipholiotaceae. The record is from the annotation of a GenBank genome assembly.